AUGCAAGUUCGAAUUUUAAUGAUAGUUGCAAUAAACUUUUUCCUGCUCUUUGAUUAAAUUCAUUGCCUAUAAAAAUGCUUUGACUGGAAAUACCCUAGAAGCUUUAAUGAUUCUACUGGGAACUCGUUUCUAAUAAAUAUGGAUUUAGAUGGCAGUCAAAAUAUCAUUAUCCUUGGAAUGACUAAUAUGAGUUCGCUAGGCCUUCCUUUACCCACAGCUAAAUAACACAUUUAUUACUAAUAUGCUAGUGCUGAUGGAAAAAAUGAUUGGGUUCGUGUUCUCAAUAAACCUUCACACAAAGUACCAAUAUCUAUUAAAUUUCAAUAAUCCAGUAAUUCAUCCUAAAAAGCAAUGCUUGUUGCUGAGUUUGAUGGAGAUCCAAGUUACGGGGUCAUGCAUAUCAUUAUGAUAAAUACAACUAAUGGGGAAAUAAUGGCAGUAUUCAAAGAUAACACUGAUGCAGGUAAUGUUUAUUACAUCCUAGAUGAAAAAAAUUCAGUAAUUUUCGACUCUUUAGGAAUGAUCUACAUGGGUAUCUCAGUAAAUAAUUAUCCUGUAUUGGUUAAAUAUGAUUUCAAUAAUCUAAAUCAAGUGUCUUUAAUGUGGAAAAAAGAAUUUAGGCUAACAACCAUUACAUCUAUGAUGGAAGUUUCAAAUACUCAUUCACAUUUAAUAUUACUAGAUCUUAUUUACUAAAUAUAUACCAAGCAAUGGCUUCCAUUACUUCAAAUGAAUAAGAUUUCAUAUUCGGCAUAAAUGGGAUUUAUUCUCAGAUUCACACUAAUGUUGAGACCUUAAAAUCAUUUCAGAAACAAGUUUUUACUCAUUCCUAAUAAAAUAAAAGUACUCACUUUUAAAAAUGUUUCGAUUAUGAAUGAUGGUUUGUUCUUGAAAGACUUAGAAUUAGUGUUUGGAGGAUACACUUUUUAGACAUUGAAUUCACGGACAACAUACACUUCUAUCAUUUAAAUAUCAGAUACUUCAUAAUCAUGCAGCCCUUUUAACGUCGAUCCUGUAUCAAGCAAUUAAACUUAACUUAUUGAACAUUCAACAAAAUACACAUACUUACCAUUACCUGCUACUGUUUCAAGUGAUAUCCAAAUCAUACUUUUAGUUGUAAUGGAUAUAUAAGGCAUUAAAAUUGAUAUAUCAAAGUACAGCACUAACUAUAAUAAAUUAUGCAAUUAAAUACCAAGUUUAUGGACUCUGAGCAAUCAGACAACAAUAGUAGAAUUUUAGCCAAUUUAACUAUAAAAUUUUAGCAAAAAUGUAUCGACAUAUUUCUCAGGAGAUGAAGUUUGUCUAGAUAAAUCAAGAAAGAUUUCUGUGAAUCCUCAAAACUAAAAUUAAAUACAACUUAAUUUUGAUGGCAAGGAUUUGCUUAGCUUACCUAAUUCAUAAUUUACUAUAAACUCUUCUAAUUACAAUAUAGAAUGCACAUAUCCUUCAGGAUAAACUAAUUCAUUCAUUCUCUCAUUAUAGUUCAUUGACUGUAAAGUCUAUUUAGACCCUGGUAUCAACUAAAAUCUAACCUACAAUAUUGGGGAGGAAGAACUCUUAAUAGAUUUAAAUAUGUUCACAGCCAAUUAAAAUUGUCCUUAUCCAAACUCAAUAAAUAUUACUAUUAUCCCAGAACUUCCAAAGCAAUCAACUAUUUCUAAAUCUCAAGAUAACAAAUUAACAAUAUUUGAAAUGGAUACAAACUAAACAGGCCAAUAUCAGAUAUUGAUAUAAUACAUUAGCUUAUUUUAGUCUAUGAGUUACUACACAAACUAUAGCUUUUACUUGGACAUAAAGUGCCUGCCUUAAACUCUAUCAUUUAUAUACAAUGGGCCAUUUGAGUUUAUUUUAUCAGGCUAAAAAAUAGAAUACAUUGAUCUAAGCUCAUUAAAAUUCAUCAGCAACUGCAAAAUUUAAAAUUUAACAUUAACAGCUGUAUUAAAUCAUAAUUAAACUUUGCCCUAAAUUUUCAGCUUUAAUCCUCAAACCUAAAACUUGUCAGUAGAUUCAACUAAUAAAGAAUAUCAUAGUAAAGAUUAUAUAGUUGUCAUAAAAGCUUAAACUAAUGUAGACUCUGAUGUUAUCAUCAAUGAUACAUUCAAGAUUGGUAUAAAGAUUCAGCCGAAUUCUAGCAAUGUUAUUUCAUCAACCAAUAAUUCUAAGAGUAAUAAUAUGCCAACUUUCAAGUAUAAUCCUUAUGAUAUUAAAGCUAUAGUUGAUCAGACCUAAUACAUUAAACUUCCAAAAAUAUAUGAUUUAGAAAAAAAUAAAGUAACUAUCUCACUUUUCCAUGAUCUAUCUAACUAAUCUCUAUACUUAAUAAAGGAUACAAUAGUUGUGAAUACAACAAACAGUGAUAUUGGAAACCAUAAGAUAUAGAUAAUUCUAAUGGAUGAUGGAUUUCCUCCAAAGUCCAACCAAUAUAAAGUGAACAUCAAAAUAAGUCAGUCGAAUUUAAAGCAAAUUUAUAAUCCUUCAGAAACUAUAAAAUAAUAUUCAAAUUAGUUUAAAGCAUUCCUCUUAAACAUAAACUAGAUAGGAGAGGUUUAAAUCAUAGAAAAUUAAGAUUUAAAUUUCAAUUAAACUACAAAGACUUUCAAAGAAAUUGAAAUUAAAGCAUGGCUAAUAUAAGAUUAAUAUUUAAUAUUUAACGAGAAUAGUUAAUCAAUAAUCUUAAUCGAAAAUCUCACAAUAUAUUAGUAUGAAAGUAAAAUAAUCAGCAUUAACCUAAACUUUGAAAAUCCUGAAACAAUCUCUACUGAUAAAGAUGUAAAAUUUAAUCAUUAAUUUAUAAUACCCUAAUAGGAGAGUGACUACAUACUUUUUAAGAUUUAUUAUAAAGAUUCAAAAAAUGAUUAGUUAGUAGAUAUGCAUGAUUAUGGAGGUGCUACUUACAUUACAAUUAAACUCCCCCCUUAAGUUAAUGAUGGUAAUUACUAAUAAAUUUAAUAUAAAAUGAAGCUAAAAUACUUGAAAUAAAGGGUGAAGUAGUUUCUAAAAUAGUAAUAGCAACCAUUUAUAUUGGCUUGA
Messenger RNA from Stylonychia lemnae, 3030 nucleotides. The record is from the annotation of a GenBank genome assembly. Lineage: Eukaryota; Ciliophora; Spirotrichea; Sporadotrichida; Oxytrichidae.